UCUAGAGAGUUUUCUUCCGUGUAUGCACACUAUAUAGGUAUGAUGUGGAAAAAGGAAGAUAAAUUAUAAACAUUUCACAAAAAAUUGACAUAUUUUAUGCAAUGACAUAUAGGAGCUUAUCGUAGCUUUUUCACAUUUAAGUUCUGUCUAUGUAUUUGCACAAGGUGAAUUGUCUAAAUGGAUAAGUUAAAGAAUAAUUAAUUUGAAAAUAUAUUUGAUAAAUAAAAGAUAUUUCAAAUUAAUGAAUAAAAUCAGUUUAAAACAAAUGAUAAUUAGAUAAAGUUUGAAGUAAAUUCAUCACGUAUCUGGAUUGGAAUAUACCAGAGUUUUCAGAAAUAGAUAAACAAAAUAAAACAUAAGAAAAUGGCAACUUCAAAUAAUCCUGACGGACAAGUAGCAGAAAAGAUUUCCGAAACUACCCAUUUCAUAGAAAAAACUGGGUCAAAUUGGAAGAAAUGUUUGGGCUGCUGUAUUUACAUGGACAACCUAGAGAUAUGGAUGAAACUCAAAGACAAAAACUGAUGGGCCUAUGCGAAAAGCUUGAGGACAUGAAGAACAGUAUCGACCAAUUCCAAAAGGAUUCGUCCAAGGUUUGUGGAAUUGAUUCAAGCAGUUUGAAACAAAAGCCUGACGUUGAGAGACGUGACGUCAAAGGAAGGUUACGUGUUAACCAGAACCCUGAAAGUGGUUAUAAAUCAAAAGAGCUGUCCAAAGUCUACAGUACAUCGUCACAGUCUUCUAAUAAACUUGCAGGAGCUGACAAGAACGAUACUAACGCAACUUUCGGUGAAGAAACAGAAUUGUAUAACCCAUCAAUUCCAGUUAUAUCUAGUUCACUUACAAACGAAUGUCAAACAGAGAGGAAGGAGGUACCCUCCUUUUACAUUGAGACUCCAGAGGCCUCUACUACUUCACUGUGUAACAUGUAUGAUGAACCUGAUCAGCAACCAACCAACAUCUCAAAACCAAAUGAUGAACAAGAAUCCACCACCAAUCCUGCGGUUGUACUGUUUUUACCAAAAGAAUUGAACGACCUUUCAAAACCGCCGUCAGAGGAGAACAACUUGGCAUAUCCUACCAAGUCG
Molecule: messenger RNA, 1085 nt
Organism: Mercenaria mercenaria
Lineage: Eukaryota; Metazoa; Mollusca; Bivalvia; Venerida; Veneridae
Source: RefSeq, a predicted model, not a curated record